Malassezia sympodialis ATCC 42132 is the source of this 918-nucleotide messenger RNA. RefSeq lists its product as uncharacterized. NCBI's taxonomy places the organism in Eukaryota, Fungi, Basidiomycota, Malasseziomycetes, Malasseziales, Malasseziaceae. The transcript has 3 exons. The record is from RefSeq and is a predicted model, not a curated record. Bases 1 to 918 code for a protein of 305 amino acids.
AUGUCGCGCCACCGCGCGGUGCGCAAUCUCGACUUAACCGAGGAACUUGCCGACGAUUAUGACCAUGAUGCCGACUUUCUGGAUGAUAUUUCGCCAGAGGACCAAGACGCUCUCGAACAAGCCUUGCUCGCUGUGAUCGACACACUCGGCGAGCCAGAAGAGUGCGGGAUCUCGGAGCGCCGCAUGAAAGAAGCAUUAUGGGAGACCUACUUCGAUGCGCCUGCUGCUGUUGACAUGCUCAUGGAGGCGAAGGAGCAGGAGGAGGCACAGGCCCGCAAACGCGCAGGUACACCGCUGACGGAAGAUGGAUUCACCAACGUCGGGACAAGCGCCAAGGCACCGCGCCUGCAGCAUAUACCGCCGCGCCGCGCAACGGCCCACCGGCCACCUGUGUCCGAUACCCGGGCUUCUGCGCCGCGAGACUCGCCACUUGCGUCUCCUGUCAAGGCAGCUGGUGCGAGUCCUGUGAGCUCGCCACGCACUGCAUCGCCGGCCAGCGGCUCGGCUUCCAAAAAGCUGUCCAAGCUGCAACAAAAAUUACAGGCAAACCGCGAAAAAUUGGGUGCUGCUGCGUCCGGCACGAGUGCUAGCAAGGGCAUCGCACGGCUCUUGUCUCCGAGGCCGUCUACGCAGACGCCCCCUCGUGUAUCGUCACCGAUGCCGACGGCGGAGCCUGUGACUGUUGCACCUUCUGGAACGCAGCUAUCUACCUUGUUUCCUCGUACGCAUCCCCAGCAGCCCCUCUCAAGCUUUGGUCGGGCGCUUAGCAGUGUGGCGUGUGGGCACGCGGCAAGCACGCACAUUUCUCUCUCAUCGAGGACGGAUGCGGAGAUAGAGCAGCUGCAGGCGGUGUUUAGCCAGCUGAGUCCCGACGAUGUGGUCCAGCAGGCACGGCAGGGCACGCGCCUGGCGCGCUAG